AAGAGCGGCAGUCUACAGGAGGCCUGUCAGUAUGUCGCAGGCAGGGUGCUGCAUGACUGGCCACAACUCUACAUGUACUUGCCGAUGAAACCGCCGCGAACUCGUGAACAGAUCCCUGCGGAGGAUUCUAUGGCAGCCCUCGACAAGUGGCUCAAUUUCAACCGGCAUGCCAGCGUCUCGGACCUCGCCGAUGCUCUCGACUGUGUCGGAUGGGCUAAAUGGGCCUCCGAUGUUCGCUCACGCUGGGGUGAAUCCUCACCAGAGGAAAAUCCUGACGGUGAAACAGAAAAGGCAAGCACGGAAAGAGAGUCGGAGACACCAAAAUUUGAAAAGGAAGAAUAUGAGCCCGAGAAAUUCGAUAGGGAACGAGAAGAACUGACAGAUGGGGAAGCGGACUCCGAGAGGAAACUGACUGCAACACCCGCCCGAAGGUCUAGGUCACCUGCGAGCAUUUCAGAUGCAAGUGAGGCCUCAGAGACCGGCGUGAAGAUAGAGAAUGGGGACAUUAGAUGCCAGAAAGCAGAGUCCGAGCAAAGAAGGGGAUCGAGGAAAAAGGAAUCUGGAACAAUGAGAAGCCGGCAGCCUCAGAAGGCGCGGUUAGAAACCGAGUCAAGUGAAAGCGGAACAGAAACACCUGAAGAGGACAACAACCGAAAAAGGACACAUUCAGACGCCAAGAGGACGAGCUCAAUACGAACUCCAAAGAACAAAAGAAAAGAGGAAUCCAAGCAGACUGGUCAGAAUCAGAAGGCGGUCCACGACAGUGAAUCUGACGAGGCCAAUGUAGACGACCUAGCUGAUAAGAGUAAAGCUGCAAACAAAGUAAUGGAACACGAAGAAACUGAAAAAUUAAGUAGUGACGGAGAAGACGAGAUGGUUGAAUUAGGGUACGUAAGCAGAACAACUGAGGCUGAAGAGAAAAACAAAAGUGGGCGUUCUAACACCGAAAAGAACGACGCCAAGGAGCAAAAGACUGAUAAGGAGGUAAGAAAACAGGAUAAUCGACCAGAUGUUAAAAGGGAUAAGGGAAACGACGAGAACGCAAAGGAGAAGAAAGAAAAGGAGGAAGAAGAAAAGAGAGCUCCAUCAAAAAAUAUAAGUUCCGGAGGAGAUAAGAACAAAGAAAAGCAGGGGAAGGAAGAAAGUGAGCGCACACCAAACAAGGCGGAAAUUGAUAAGGGUGAUAAGGCCAAUAGUAAACACUCUUCGCAAUCCCAGGGGGAGAAAUCACACGUCGGGAACAAGAAAAGCACCCACGUGAAAAAACCCGAAGAGGAGAGCGACGAAGCUGAAUAUAAUAAGGCUGCCGACGACGUGCAGGACAAGGACCCCAAUGAGGAUAAAAAUUCUCAAGAGAAAGCUUCAGAAAAUGAGUGUGACGGGAAAGAUGAAGAACGGUGCCAAGACGACGAGGAUGGACACGCUGAGGAGGAAAAGACUGGGAAGGAGGCAAAGCCACCAGAUAGUGAACCAGAUGUGAAAAAGGACAAUAAAGAUAAAGGAAAGAACAAGAACGCAAAAGAGAAGAAAGAAAAGGAAAAGAAAGAGAAGGAAAAGAAAGAAAAGGAAAAGAAAGAUAAGGAAAAGAAAGAUAAGGAGAAGAAAGAUAAGGAGAAAAAAGAUAAGAAUGAAGAAAAAAAUGCUGAUGGGAAAGAAGAGGAAAAGGCAGCGAAAAAUGACGAACGGUGCCAAGACGAUGAGGAUGGACAGGAUGAGGAGGAAAAGAUUGAGGAUGAGGCAAAGACACAGGAUAAUGAACCAGAUAUGAAAAAGGAUAAUAAAGAUAAAGGGAAAAACAAGAACACAAAGGAGAAGAAGGGAAAGGAAAAUAAAGAAAAGGAGAAGAAAGAAAAGGAAAAUAAAGAAAAAGAGAAGAGAGAAAAGGAAAAUAAAGAAAAGGUGAAGAAAGAAAAGGAAAAAGAAAAGGAGAAGAAAGCAAAGAAGGCUGACGGGAAAGACGAGAAAAAAGCAGCGAAAGAUGAAAAACGAUGCAAAGACGAUGAGGAGACAGACGACGAGGUAGAGAGUGGAGAAAAAAAGGCUGCCGAUGAGGAUGCAAAAGAAAAUGCAAGGGAGCGCGAGUGGAACGGUGACGGUGAAAAGGCGGCGGAAGCGGGUUCUGAGCACAAAACCGGUGAAACAAAUGACGGAAAAACGGACAUCGAGAAAGCAGAAGGCACCUCCAAUUCCAGCCCCACCACAGAAGCGGGUCAACCAACAGAAGGGAAGGAUACGGUGGAUGAAAACUCGGCCCAAAAAAAGAAGAAGGGACUGGGAAAAUGGGGCAAAAAGAAGUAA
Dibothriocephalus latus is the source of this 2298-nucleotide messenger RNA. The record is from the annotation of a GenBank genome assembly. Lineage: Eukaryota; Metazoa; Platyhelminthes; Cestoda; Diphyllobothriidea; Diphyllobothriidae.